GCUACCCAUUCACCACUGGUCUUUGCUGAUACCCGCUGCUCUCGCUGGAGUCUGGAGCCGCCGUUCACAAUGCGAGCAGCAUGGCAUUUGUCGGUUGCCUUCAUGGCGGUAAACGUUGCUGCGAUGCCUGGGUACUCCAGUAAUGCGUGCCAAUCAAAAGAGUAUAAAUAUAAGGACAUUUGUUGUCCAGAAUGUCUCCCAGGUUCUCGAGUGCAAGAACACUGCACACCAGAUUCUGGAACAAACUGUCAGAACUGUAGUCAUGGUACCUAUCAACCUUAUUACACUGGGUCCAAGGAUUGCGUUAAUUGUGCCAUUUGUGGAGAAGGAGCCGAGGAAAUCAAGGCGUGUUCUUCUACACACAACUGUGUUUGCAACUGCACGGAAGGACACUACUGCGCUAACAUCACCAAGAACGCUUGUGCGAGAUGUUUGAAACAUCGGAGCUGCCCGAUGACAGAAAUGGUAGUCAGCAAAGGAACUUACUGGAAAGACACCGAGUGUCUUCCAUGUGCGGAAGGCAACUGUUCACCCAACGAUUUGCGUCAAAAUGGGAAAACUGGCAUUGUGAAUGGAGGUACUGCUGGGAAUGUGAUGCGCCAAAACGCCAUGAUCAUAUUAUCAGCCAUGUUCUUUACAAGCCAAUUCUUUUUACAAAUAUUUUAUUUAUUAGAAAUGGGAAAGGUGAGGGUGCGGGAGACUCAGUACUCAACUUGCCAGUUCUCUGAGCUGAGCCCUUUGUUCUGA
Messenger RNA from Amblyraja radiata (thorny skate), 747 nucleotides. RefSeq names its product tumor necrosis factor receptor superfamily member 14-like. NCBI's taxonomy places the organism in Eukaryota, Metazoa, Chordata, Chondrichthyes, Rajiformes, Rajidae. Gene Ontology annotation, molecular function: protein binding. The transcript has 7 exons. The record is from RefSeq and is a predicted model, not a curated record. Gene Ontology annotation, cellular component: external side of plasma membrane. Gene Ontology annotation, biological process: positive regulation of T cell migration; negative regulation of alpha-beta T cell proliferation; defense response to Gram-negative bacterium. Bases 70 to 747 code for a protein of 225 amino acids.